This is a messenger RNA of Aspergillus luchuensis, 1104 nucleotides long. It is a transcript of the gene rad14, whose product is annotated as DNA repair protein RAD14. Gene Ontology annotation, molecular function: damaged DNA binding. Bases 1 to 1104 code for a protein of 367 amino acids. The transcript has 3 exons. Gene Ontology annotation, biological process: UV-damage excision repair; nucleotide-excision repair, DNA damage recognition; nucleotide-excision repair involved in interstrand cross-link repair. Gene Ontology annotation, cellular component: nucleotide-excision repair factor 1 complex. The record is from RefSeq and is a predicted model, not a curated record. NCBI's taxonomy places the organism in Eukaryota, Fungi, Ascomycota, Eurotiomycetes, Eurotiales, Aspergillaceae.
AUGGUGACAGAGGAACAGUCAGCGCCCCCGCUCGAAGUUGGGAUGGGCACGCCCGGCGGUCCGAAGCGGACUCCGCUGACUCCAGAGCAAUUGCGGAGAAUAGAAAGCAACCGCCAGAAGGCCAUAGCAAUACGGGAGCAACGCGAAGCAGAACAGGCUCGGGCUGAUGCUUCAUCUACAAAAGGUGUCAAGCGAACCUACUCCUCCAUGACUGCCUCCGAUCCUCCGGCGACUCUGCGCGAUGCGGCCUCUACAGAUAACCGCCCACUAGAUGGCAUCAAGCCGGCGCGCAACUUCACCAAGUUCGUUGAAUACGACUUCUCUAAGAUCACCGACACGAAGGGCGGGUUCUUGACCGAAGAAGAUGACCGGUUCAACAAAGCCCUUCACGUUCGGGAUGAGAAAGCGGAGCAGAAGCCAGCGCACAUGACGCAGAAGGAAUGGGAGCGACAACAGCUGCUGAAGAACCUCCAUCGAGAUCGAGCGGGAAUUUUUGAACCGGGGCUCAGUGUGUUGGAUGAGCGGACGCAACAGAAAACAUGUCGAGAGUGUGGCAGCUUAGAAAUCGACUGGAAAUGGGAGGAAGCCUUCCGGUGCUGUGUCUGCCAUGCUUGCAAGGAUAAAUUUCCGGACAAAUACAGUCUGCUUACCAAGACCGAGGCACGAGAGGACUAUCUCUUGACCAAUCCCGAGCUUCAAGAUGAGGAGCUCCUCCCACAUCUUGAGCGCCCGAACCCGCACAAAUCAACGUGGAAUAACAUGAUGCUGUAUCUACGGUAUCAGGUCGAAGAAUACGCCUUUUCCGCCAAGAAAUGGGGUUCGCCGGAAGCAUUGGACGCGGAAUUCGAGCGACGCGAGAAUGAGAAGAAGCGCCGGCGGGAGGUCAAAUUCAAGAGCAAACUGGAAGACCUCAAGAAACGUACACGAGUCGACGCAUACCGACGAAGCCGUCAAGGAGCAGCCGGCGGUAAUUUCGGCGAUGACUUGGGGGGUGGUGGACGACAUGUACAUCAGUGGGGUAGAUCGGUUGAAGAUCCCAAGACGGGGAUUGGGGUCAAGAAAUGCGUUGACUGCGGGAUGGAAGUCGAAGAACUCGAAUUCUAA